GCAGGCGCAGAUGCUGCGGCCACCAGCGCGCUGGCGCUACGCCGAUUCGUCCCGAGCGCCCUAUAGGCAUCAGAUCCAGAAAUUCUUAAAUAUCCUUGCCAGUUCCAUGCGAGCUCUUGGACUCGCACUCACGGCUGCCCUCGGCUGACGCUGCACGGACCGGGCGCGUGGUCCCGGUGUCAUGGCGAAUCAGCGGCGCGCGGGAGGGAGCACGCGGCCUUGGCUCUGAAGCAUGGGGGCCGGGGGAACCCUGUAGGAGUGGUUGGUCCGGUGGGUUGGGUCUGCAGUGGUGGCGACCUUGCGGGAUGGCCAGCUUCCGUGCUAGCCCAGGGCCUGGUGUUUAGGCGGCUGGGUGCUCACCUGGAGCUGCAGACGCUGGGGUUGCAGUUGCUGCAGCCUGGAGAGCCACUCAUUCACCCAAGUACCAGCGAGCUUAGCAGAGGAGACAGCCCCCGGGGCACCGGUGCUGCCCCACCUAACGGGCACAGUCCGCUACUGAAGCCCUGUCAGACCACCCGGCAGGCCGGGAACUCAGAGAAGGCAGGGACCGCUUGAGUGAGAUCGCGUGAGGCGCCAGGGAGCCCAAAAGAGGGCCGGUGGGGUUGCUGAGAUUUGGAGCCGACCCUCCUCUCUCCUUAGCCGAGUCCUCCGUGGGUGCCACGGGAAGAAUUCUUGAGACUCUUAACCUGCUUUUCUGGGCCCCUCAGCCCUGCCCUGCAAGAUGGACCCAGCACCGUCUGCUGUCCGACUCACCGUCCAAGAAGCUAUUCACACCCUUUCAUCCUCAGAGGAUGUAGGCCACAUCCUCUCUACCCUGGGGACCUUGAAGCGAUACCUGGAUGGAACCGAGGAUCCAGCUCUCUCUGAGAAGGAGGAGUUUACCACCAUCCACUUCUCAGCCGUUCUCAGAUGUCUGGUCAGCAAGCUGAGCCCAGGUUGGCUAGCGCUAUCCCCUGAUGGCCAGCUGGAGCGGCUUUGGGAGAGCUUCUUCCUGAAGGGCCCCCCAGACCAAGCCUUCCUGGUGCUGAUGGAGGCCAUUGAGAGCACUGCUGGCCCUAGCUUCCGUCUGAUGAAGAUGGCUCGGCUCCUGGAGACGUUUCUGAGCAAGGGCAGAGUGGCCGCUCUAAUGGAGGAGCAGUGUCGGCCGCAGACAAAGCCCAGCUUCCCCCUGUUCCAGGAGAUGCUGCUCAGCAAGGUGGUGGGCUUGCCCGAUCACCUGGGCAACUGUCUCCAGCACGACAACCUGACCCAGUUCUUCCCCCAGAACUACUUCCCUCUGCUCGGCCAGGAGGUCGUGCAAGCUCUAAAGGCAGUUGUGAAUUUUCUCCAAGAUGGCCUAGACUGCUCUGUCUCCUUCGUGUCUCGAGUCUUGGGGAAGGUCUGCAUCCAGGGAAGAAAGAAAGAGAUCCUGGGCGUGCUGGUGCCCCAGCUGACAGUGCUCACCCAGGAUAGCUGUCUGUGGCAGCGGGUGUGCUGGCGCCUAGUGGAGCAAGUGCCUGACCGGGCAGUGGAGGCUGUGCUGACAGGACUUGUAGAGGCCACUCACAGGCCUGAAGUCGUGUCGCGACUCCUAGGGAACGUGGUGGUGAAGAGUAAGAAAGCACAGUUUGUGAUGACCCGGAAGCUCCUGUUCCUGCAGUACCAGCACACGACAUCCAUGCUGCAGAGCCUGCUGGGGUACCUGGCUAUGGACAGUCAGCGGCGGCCACUCCUCAUACAGGUGCUGAAGGAGCUCUUGGAGACGUGGGGCAACAGCAGUGCUGUCCGUCACGCACCCCUGGAGCAGCAGUGCUACAUCAGCAAGGCCAUCCUGGUCUGCCUGGCACACCUGGGGGAGCCGGAGCUGCAGGGCAUCCGGGAUGACUUGCUGGCCAGCAUGAUGGCAGGCGUGAAGUGCCGCCUGGACAGCAGCCUGCCCCCCGUGCGUCGCUUGGGCAUGAUCGUGGCCGAGGUCGUCAGCUCCAGGAUCCACCCCGAGGGGCCUCCCCUGAAAUUCCAAUAUGAAGAUGAUGAGAUGAGCCGUGAGAUGCUGGCCUUGGCCACCCCCUGGUCUGUGGAUGCCUGCUCCUCGGAGAACGGAGGCCCUUCCCUGGCUCCGGUUGCCACAGAGACUCCUGUUGAGACACCUGAAAAGACAAUGGGCAGUGAUGUCCCCCCAGCUCAGCCGCAGGGCUCUGACUCAGAGCUGGACAGUGAUGAUGAGUUCAUCCCCUAUGAUAUGUCAGGGGACAAAGAGCUGAAGACCAGCAAGGAACCCUUGUAUAUCCGAGACUGCAUAGAAGCCUUGACCACAUCUGAGGACAUGGAGCGCUGGGAGGCAGCCCUAAAGGUGCUUGAGGGCAUGGUUUAUAGGAGCCCUGAGGCCACUCGGGAGGUGAGUGUGGAGCUGGCCAAGGUGCUACUGCACCUGGAAGAGAAGACCUGCGUGGCGGACUUUGAACAACUGCGUAGGAGAGCUCUGGUGGCUGUCACAGUCACACACCCGGAGCAGGUAGCCAAGUAUCUGACCUCACAGUUCUAUGGCCUGAACUACAGCCUCCGGCAGCGCAUGGACAUCCUGGAUGUCCUUGUCCUGGCUGCUCAGGCACUGUCUCGGCCACGGAGCCUCCAGAGGCCUCCCCAGCACAGUCCCCCUGGGUCUGGCAUCUUGUGUUCACCAGCACUAGCCAUUUCUCAGCCUGGCAACGCUGUGGUCCCUGACUGGCAGGUGGUUGUGGAGGAGCGGAUCAAAAGCAAGACCCGGAGGUUCUCCAAGGGCUGUCCUCGGAGGGAGCUGUCAGGUGGCCCCAAUGAAUUCAACUCCGUGGCUGGCUGCUUCUUCUUCCCACUCCUUCAGCACUUUGACAGGCCUCUGGUGACCUUCGACCUUUUAGGAGAUGAUCAGUUGGUACUUGGAAGACUGGCCCACACCUUAGCGUCCCUGAUGUACCUGGCUGUUAACACCACAGUGGCUGUGCCUAUGGGUAAGGCCCUGCUCGAGUUCGUGUGGGCCCUUCGCUUCCAUGUUGACACUUACGUUCGCCGGGGCCUGCUGUCUGCUGUCUCCUCAGUCCUCCUCAGUGUACCCACAGAGCGGCUCUUGGGGGACCUGCCAGAUGAGCUGCUAGAAGCCAGAUCCUGGUUGGCAGAUGUGGCUGAGAAGGAUGUGGAUGCGGACUGCAGGGAGCUGGCGGUGAGGGCGCUGCUGCUUCUGGAGCGACUCAAAGAUAAGCUCCUGUCCAUUUCCUCCCCAUAGCCCCGAGGACUCCACAGGGGCCCAAAUAGACCCUCGGCUGUCCCCACAGAAGGGAAGGCCUCUGAGGAGCGGGUCCACACCUGAGCUUUACGUGGCAAUCAGGCCUCGAGGGGCCGGUUGGUCCCAGUGUGCAUAAAGUAAGCUCCUACCAGUCUGACCUACCCUGCCGUUAGUUAUGCCCUGGCAAGGCUGAGCGUUCAGCUAAAGGUACCUGAGCAUGUGCCAUGGGACUCAACAGCCUUGGACUGACCAGAAUUUGGACUGGGGGUGUGAGGGCCAAGAGGUGCCUCCUCCUGAGAGCAGAACUUUGGGCUCUGGCCAGGGUCUCAAGAGCGAAAAUAAAAAGAUUCAGCUUCUAGUGUACCCCAAUGGGGAUGCUAGAACAGAGACCAGGGGUAGCCUGCUGGGUCCCCAGGGGCUUCUUGACAGUGUUCCUGUGAGAAUAAAUAGGGCUGUAGAUGUCA
Molecule: messenger RNA, 3699 nt
Organism: Peromyscus californicus insignis
Lineage: Eukaryota; Metazoa; Chordata; Mammalia; Rodentia; Cricetidae
Gene: Telo2
Product: telomere maintenance 2
Exons: 20
Coding region: 722-3235 (837 amino acids)
Biological process (GO): protein stabilization; telomere maintenance via telomerase
Cellular component (GO): cytosol
Molecular function (GO): Hsp90 protein binding; telomeric repeat DNA binding
Source: RefSeq, a predicted model, not a curated record